AUGGGUUUCGGUACGUGCAUUCGCAGCAGAUUUGUAUCCAUAUGUAUACGGUUCUUCCGGUGGCUUCCGGUUGUCUUCAUCGUCGCCGUUGUCGCAUGGUCAUACUACGCUUACGUUAUCGAAUUAUGCAUCUGUAAGUCAUUCAGUGUCAUUUCCUGUAUACAGUGGUUCUCAUGUGCUCAGUGUUUUGUAGGUACCGUUACUUCGGACGCCGAAAGAAUUGCCUACUCGAUUGUAUAUCAUGCCAUCUUAAUCAUGUUCCUGUGGUCGUACUGGCAGACGGUGUUCACUCCUCUAGGCGUUCCUCCGAAGCACUACCACAUUCAGCUGUCGACGUGCAAGCAGUUGCGACAGGCGCAGCCACAGGAGCAACAACAGAUUCUGCGACCUGUUGUCAAGCACCUUCAGCUCUAUUGCCGAACUCAUGACGGCGGAAUUAGGAUUUGUGAAAAAUGCUUACUCAUCAAACCAGACAGGGCUCAUCAUUGUUCCGUUUGCGGCCUGUGCGUUCUUAAAAUGGACCACCACUGUCCUUGGGUGAAUACGUGCGUUCAUUACCGCAACUACAAGUUUUUCUUACUUUUCCUUGGAUACUCAUGGCUGUUUUGCUUCUUCAUAUUCUUCACUGUCAUCAAAUACUUCAUAUGGUUUUGGACGGUAAGUCAGCCUGUAUAUUUGCACGAAACUUUUUCUGUUAAAUAUUAUCUUUGAUU
Messenger RNA from Soboliphyme baturini, 713 nucleotides. The record is from the annotation of a GenBank genome assembly. NCBI's taxonomy places the organism in Eukaryota, Metazoa, Nematoda, Enoplea, Dioctophymatida, Soboliphymatidae.